This is a messenger RNA of Trichomycterus rosablanca, 4855 nucleotides long. It is a transcript of the gene disp1, whose product is annotated as dispatched homolog 1 (Drosophila). Gene Ontology annotation, molecular function: peptide transmembrane transporter activity. NCBI's taxonomy places the organism in Eukaryota, Metazoa, Chordata, Actinopteri, Siluriformes, Trichomycteridae. Gene Ontology annotation, cellular component: membrane. The coding region runs from base 75 to 4586 and encodes 1503 amino acids. Gene Ontology annotation, biological process: smoothened signaling pathway. The record is from RefSeq and is a predicted model, not a curated record. The transcript has 8 exons.
GUGGAAGGAAGAGGGAAUUCUCAGAAGACUGUUGAUUCUUUGCAACGCUGAUUCAGGUAAAUGGUGGAAGGCCAAUGGCUCUAAGUGAAGCUCCAGUUGACCAUCUGCAACUCAAUAAUUGUGGAGCCAUACAAAGUACUACAGCUGCUACUGACGUGAAAGAACAUCCCAGUUCUUUCUCAAAGUCUGUCCUGGACCCAAAUGUAGAUGUGGAGCAGGAAGUGGCAAUUUCUAAAUUAGAACAUUGGCAACUUAAGGAAUCUUUGCAGUCUGGAUCACAGAGCCAAAAUGGUGGUGUCAAGCAGAAUGGGUCCCUUCAAUCUCCACGGUCCACUGCGUCCUGCUACUCAGCAUUAUCGUCACAUCUGGCAGAGUCUCAAAAGCUGGCCAAGCUCUUGCCCAGCUCUCUUUUGCAUCAUUGUUCUAUCUGCUGCCCUUUCCAUGAGCCCGGGUGCUGCAGUGGCAGCCAACAAGAAGGCAGUCCUUUGCAGGGGUCCUUGCACUCAAGAGCCCUUCACAUGGAUUCCUGCUGUGUACAGGGCACAUCUACUUUGUGCAUGCAAAACUUCUGGCAGGAGCAUUUCCAGAACCAACCAAACUUAUCAGCAUUAAGCCCAGCCAGACCUUUUCGAUUUCCCAGAAGUUAUGCAGAGCUCAUUGCUGACUGGCCUGUGGUGGUUCUUGGUGUGUGUACAGUACUCAUUGUGGUAUGCACUUUAGUAGGUGUCCUUGUGCCAGACCUGCCUGACUUUUCUGACCCCUUGCUGGGCUUUGAACCAAGAGGCACAACAAUAGGUCAGCGGCUAGUUACAUGGAACAAUAUGGUGAAAAACACAGGGUACAAAGCCACCAUGGCCAACUAUCCAUAUAAGUUUGCAGAUGAGCAGGUCAAAAGUCACCAAGAAGAAAGGUGGUCGGAAGAUCAAAGUGAUGAUAGAGAAAAAAGACAAGCAGAGUGGGAUUUUAGUAAAGACAGUUUCUUCUGUGAUGUUCCAAGUGACAGCUAUUCUAGAAUUGUAUUUGCCUCUGCUGAAGGAAAGAACUUGUGGAAUAUACACGCGAUUAAAUCCAUGUGCAGUUUUGACAGUGCCCGGGUUCGCUCUCAUCCACAGUACUUGAGUUUAUGUCAGCGCACAAGAGCUGACUCUUGUUGUCCUAGCUGGACUCUUGGGAACUAUAUUGCAGUUCUUAACAACAAGUCAUCCUGCCAAAAAAUCACAGAAGGAGAUGUCUCUCGUACCCUAAAGAUUCUGCGUAUCUGUGCCAAGUACUAUUACAAUGGCACGUUGGUUCCUGAGUGUUGGGACACGACUGCCCGCAGAAAAGAUCAAGUAAAGUGUGCCAAUGUCCCCAGAAAGUGCACCAAAUACAAUGCUGUUUAUCAGAUUCUGCAUUUCUUAGUAGACAUGGAUUUUCUUAACCCAAAAACCACUAACAUCAUUCCACCUGUUCUUAGGUAUAGCAUGUUGUUCUCCCCCACAGAGAAAAGAAAAACUAUGAUGAAUAUUUACUUGGACAACUUUGAGAACUGGAACUCUUCAGAUGGUGUCACCACUGUCACAGGCAUUGAGUUUGGCAUUAAGCAUAAUUUGUUUCAGGACUACCUUCUUACAGAUAUUGUGUAUCCUGCAAUAGCAAUUGUGAUUGUGCUAAUGGUCAUGUGUGUAUACACCAAGUCAGUUUUUAUCACCAUUAUGACCAUGUUUGCCAUCAUCAGCUCCUUAAUUAUCUCAUAUGUACUUUAUCGAGUUGUCUUCAACUUUGAAUUCUUUCCUUUUAUGAAUCUUACAGCACUAAUUAUUCUCGUUGGAAUUGGUGCUGAUGAUGCCUUUGUGUUGUGUGAUGUCUGGAACUACACAAAAAACGAUAAACCAAUCUCUGGACUCUCUGAAACUGUAAACGUCACACUUCAGCAUGCUGCUCUUUCGAUGUUUGUAACCAGUUUCACUACUGCUGCUGCCUUUUAUGCUAAUUACGUUAGCAAUAUUACAGCCAUUCGUUGCUUUGGUGUCUAUGCUGGCACUGCUAUUCUGGUCAAUUAUUUUUUAAUGGUAACCUGGUUGCCGGCUGUAGUGGUUCUUCAUGAACGAUACUUGCUAAACCUGUUUGUAUGCACCAGGUCACCUUCUCGUCGAAGGUCUCGCUCUGCAAGCUUCAUGAUGAGCAUGAGUCAGAAAGCCAACAAGUGUUUGUUAGUUUUUUCAGGGACUGCUCGAUUCGUAUUUGAAAAAGUAUUGCCAUGUGUUGUAAUCAAGCUGCGUUAUCUAUGGCUCUUCUGGUUUCUGGUCCUAACUGCUGGUGGGGCAUAUAUUGUCUGUGUGAGCCCUAAAAUGAAAUUACCUUCCCUGGAGCUAUCUGAAUUUCAAGUGUUUCGUUCCACACAUCCCUUUGAACGUUAUGAUGCAGAAUACAAAAAACUCUUUAUGUUUGAACGUGUUCACCAUGGGGAGGAUCUCCACAUGCCUAUUACUAUUAUAUGGGGUGUUAUUCCAGUAGACAAUGGUGAUCCAUUGAACCCCAAAAAUAAGGGCAAUCUGACCCUUGACACUACUUUUAACAUUGCCAGCCCUGCCAGCCAGACAUGGAUUCUGAAUUUCUGUCAGAAGCUUAGAAAUCAAAGCUUUGUGUUCCAGUCUGAUGAGCAAGACUUCACGAGUUGCUUUAUGGAGACAUUUAAGCAGUGGAUGGAGAACCAAGACUGUGAUGAAGCUAAAGUCUACCCCUGUUGCAGUCAGUCAACAUUCCCAUACAAACAAGAUGUUUUUGAGACGUGCAUAAAAAAAGCCAUCAUGGAGCUUGAACACAGCACUUUCUAUCAUCUGGACAGCAAGACUCCAGGGCCAAGAUUUGACAUUAAUGAUACAAUUUGUGCCAUUGUCCUUGAAUUUCAAAGUACAUUUCACUUUACACUUGCAUAUGAGAAAAUGCAUAUUUUUUAUCGUGAAGUUGAUUCCUGGAUUCAGGAAGAGUUAAAAAAUGCUCCAGAGGGAUUAACCUCUGGUUGGUUUGUCAGCAACUUGGAGUUUUAUGACCUCCAGGAUAGUCUGUCUACUGGCACUCUUAUUGCUAUGGCAUUGUCAGUGUUGGUUGCCUUAGGAGUUAUGCUUCUUACUACUUGGAACAUCAUUAUAAGCUUCUUUGCCAUCAUCUCCAUUGCAGGAACCAUUUUUGUCACGGUGGGAUCAUUGGUUCUCCUUGGCUGGGAACUGAAUGUCCUGGAGUCUGUUACCAUCUCAGUUGCUGUAGGACUUUCUGUGGACUUUGCAGUGCAUUAUGGUAUAGCAUACUGCAUUGCUCCAGAACCUGAUAGGGAGGGGAAAGUAGUUUUUUCCUUGAGCAGAAUGGGUUCAGCCAUUGCCAUGGCAGCACUUACCACGUUUGUUGCUGGAGCAAUGAUGAUGCCAUCUACAGUACUCGCCUACACACAGCUGGGCACAUUCUUGAUGCUAAUUAUGUGUAUCAGCUGGGCAUUUGCAACAUUCUUUUUUCAAUGUUUGUGUUGCUGUAUUGGACCUCAGGGUACUUGUGGACAGAUCCCUAUGCCUAAGACUCUUAAGUGCCAUACUUUUGAUGCAGGUACCUCUGGCUCCUCUUCCAAUCAUUGCCAGGAAAAACGCUGCCAAUCAAGCAAGUAUCAAUCAGAUACCAGGGAAAGCGAGGUGGAUUAUGAACUUGAGCCAUUGGCAACUAAUACUAGAAAUGCUGACAAGUCAGAGGACCAGGAAGUAUGUACCCAAAUAUCCAAUAGGAGUGGUUUUGAUAGAGAGAGCUCUGGACCUGGUAAUACCAUUCCAAGCUCAGAUCUGACUUGUCUACAUCUGAAUAAUACAAGCUGCACUUGCCAGGAUUUUUUGCAACAGCACAUAACAGCAACACAAUGGACCUGUCACCAACCCCGAAUGCAAGCAAGAGUUUGUCCAUGCCCUGCUUCACAAAUUGCUUUGUCAGGCAAUAAUGGGGCCAAAGGUCAGGACACCUUGUCUACUCUCGAUACAAUGCACAUGACCACCAAGCAUGACAUGAACCAAAGACAUUGUGCACCUAUCAAUUUCCACCAGUGUUCCCAUGGUUGCUACUUCAUAGGAUAUGGCAUACACACAUUGCACCUUCAGUCUGAUGGUGUAGGAAUCGAUGAGUCCCACUUAAUCAGUGCCGCGAACCCUCCACCUGAUGCGAUAAGCUGUCCAGGUUCGACUCAUAACACAAUUCAAUGCUGCACAUUAUCUCCCACACACAAAGACUGCAAUACUCAUGAAAACAGUGAAACAUCACAGGAUGAAACAAAUCCCCAAUUUUUACAAAACACUUUAUCCAACCACAUUAAAACAAAGAUCUCAAAUGACUCUUCUGUGCAGUGUUACCAUGAAAAGUUUAAUAUGGCACCUACAAUGUCUGACAGAAGAUUUCCUUGCAAACAGUAUCAUAAAGAGACAAGUGAGAAUAAGGAAUUCCCCUCAAAAAGAUUCUGCUUUAAGAGUACUUUAAAAGUGAAGUGCAAUUCAAUGGAGUUUAAAAAUCCAGUGAAUAAUUCAAAUGUCUCGGUCUUAGCCAGUAAUUCGAGCCCUUCAUCUGAAAGUUUAUGCUGAAAGACUAUGCUAUGAUACCUUGUGGUUACUGUUUAAUUAAACAUGUAAAUUCACAUUUCCCAUUUGCCCAUUGUGUAGAAAGGAGUACUGGUGUUUUAAAGGUCCUUAAACAUCACUUGUUUGGUGGAUAUUUUAUGCUCAACUUGUUUCCCCCUAUUAAGUUACAAGAUUGCAUAAGACCCUAUGUUUACACUGGCACUUUUUGUUAGAUGCAGAAAUGCAUUGAUUUCUAUUAUCUAUCAUAAUUAUUUAUCCAAAUAAAACUAUUC